Messenger RNA from Oryza sativa Japonica Group (Japanese rice), 929 nucleotides. RefSeq lists its product as uncharacterized. The record is from RefSeq and is a predicted model, not a curated record. Gene Ontology annotation, cellular component: plasma membrane. NCBI's taxonomy places the organism in Eukaryota, Viridiplantae, Streptophyta, Magnoliopsida, Poales, Poaceae.
GAGACGCUACGAUGUAAACUUAAUCACAAACUCCUGGGUUAAGCUCGAUCGAUCUGGUUCCCUGUAGUGACCAAGCUAGCGAUAGUUUACUCUGUGUGUGUGUGGAAGAAUGGCGCGUCAGGGGAGCACGACGCGGCGGCCGCGGCCAACGACGUCGAAGUGCAUCGCGGCGGCGCUGCUGGCGAUUGUCGUCUUGCUGGUGAUCAUCGUCAUCCUGUGGCUGACGGUCCGCCCGGCGAAGCCGCUGCUCGUCUACGUCGACCACGCCGCGGUGACCGGGUUCAACUUCACGUCCGGCGGCAGCCUCAACGGCACCUUCGACAUCACCCUGCGCGCAUACAACCAGAACAAGCGCGCCGCCGUGUGGUACAAGUCGGUCGAGGUCGGGGUGUGGUACGGCGGCACGUACCUCGCCGGCGCCGUGGCGCCCGGGUUCGACCUGCCGCCGCUGAACGUGAAGAGGAUCGACGUGGCCGCGCCCGCCGUGAGGGCGGCGCUGCCGCGGGGCGUGGAGGCGACCGUGAAGAAGGACAGGUCCGACGGGAAGCUGCCGGUGGACGUGCACAUCAAGGGCAAGGUGCGGUUCCGGUACGGCUUGGUGAGGACACGGCGCUACAAGUUGCGCGCGAGCUGCUCGCCGGUGGUCGUCGACUUCUCGUCGCCGAGCUCGUUCGAUCGGGUGAACUGCCACGUCCAUAUCUGAGUGCGCGCCGGCGGCGCGUUCACGACUGAAUGCAUGGCAAAUUGUACACAUCUUGCGUGUUUUCUCUCUGCUUUGAGGAUUUGUUUGUGUUUGGAUUGAUUCGGUUGUUAAAUACUGGUUUGUGACAUUUCUUCACUUGUAUUAUUCAUUUUUUUAAUAUUUUUUCUUCGGUGUGUACAUGCGUAUUUCUCCAGCAUCUAAUUUGUGGGAGGAAAGGUUCAUGAAA